Molecule: messenger RNA, 1961 nt
Organism: Danio aesculapii
Lineage: Eukaryota; Metazoa; Chordata; Actinopteri; Cypriniformes; Danionidae
Gene: wrap73
Product: WD repeat containing, antisense to TP73
Exons: 13
Coding region: 134-1474 (446 amino acids)
Biological process (GO): microtubule anchoring at mitotic spindle pole body; protein localization to mitotic spindle pole body; mitotic sister chromatid segregation
Cellular component (GO): microtubule organizing center; mitotic spindle; MWP complex
Molecular function (GO): protein binding
Source: RefSeq, a predicted model, not a curated record
UACGGGAAUCGGUUGAGAUCUCAAAAAGCUUCGUUGGUUCCAAUGAGUGCGGCUUUGUUUUGUCCUGCGAAGGACUUAAAAACGGGCCGGUAAACGUAACUCGUCGGAUUAAUUAAUAAUUUAUUCAAAAAGCAUGAAUUUCUCUGAGGUCUUCAAGCAGUCCAAUCAACUGUGCAAAGUUUCUCCAGAUGGGAAAUAUGUGGCCACUUGUGUUCAGUACCGCCUGGUGGUUCGGGACAUCGGCACCCUUCAGAUCGUGCACCUGUACACAUGUCUGGACCAGGUGAUGCACAUGGAGUGGUCUUCAGACUCCCUCUUCAUCCUUUGUGCCAUGUACAAAAGAGGACUUGUGCAGGUGUGGUCUCUAGAGCAGCCGGACUGGCAUUGUAAGAUAGACGAAGGUUCGAUUGGACUAGUCUCGUCACGCUGGAGUCCUGACGGGCGACACAUACUCAACACCACUGAGUUUAAUUUGAGAAUCACUGUCUGGUCCCUAUGCACAAAAUCCGUAUCGUACAUCAAAUAUCCCAAAGCCUGCCAAAAAGGUAUGGACUUCACUGCAGAUGGCCGGUAUAUGGCUCUGGCAGAGAGACGGGAUUGUAAAGACUACAUCAGUGUGUUUGUAUGUGACGACUGGCAUCUUCUCAGACAUUUUGAGAGCGAGACUCAGGAUCUGGCCGGGCUGGAGUGGUCUCCUAAUGGCUGUGUGCUUGCGGUGUGGGACAACUGUCUCGAGUAUAAAAUCCUCUUAUAUUCGCUGGAUGGUCGGCUGUUGUCUUUCUACAGUGCGUAUGAGUGGUCUCUAGGCAUAAAAUCUGUCGCAUGGAGUCCCAGCAGUCAGUUCCUGGCCGUGGGCAGCUAUGAUGAGAAGGUUCGGAUCUUGAAUCACAUUACCUGGAAGAAGAUCACUGAAUUUGAGCAUCCAGCUACAAUCAUGAACAGCAAAGCGGUGGUGUUUAAGGAAGUGGAGAAAAGACCUGUUGUGAGUGAGGAUCUGUCUAUUCGUCAGCUGACCGUGGAUAAUGCACUAUUCAGCACACAGAGCAAGUAUGAGAUCACACAACUGCCAGUCCAGGUGCCAGUAAUCAAGCCGGAUCCAGAACGUGCCAACCCUAAAAUCGGCAUCUCUGCUAUGGCUUUCAGUGCUGAUAAUCGCUACCUUGCUACAAAGAAUGAUAACAUGCCUCAGAGCGUGUGGGUGUGGGACAUGCAAAGGCUCAAUCUGCUGGCUGUCCUGGAACAGACUGCUCCUGUACGCUGCUUCGUCUGGGACUCGCGCUCACCUCGACUGGCCCUCUGCACCGGAAACACCAAACUAUAUAUGUGGUCACCAGCUGGCUGCAUAUCUGUCACUGUUCCAGGGGAAGGUUUUCAGGUGCAGUCUCUGUUCUGGCACUGCACUGGAGGUUCCCUCGUCUUGCUGUCCAAAGAUCAGCUCUGUCUGUGUUACACGGAUGCUGAAGAACAGAAAUAACCCAAAACACUUUGAUUCUGCAAAAUACAGUCAGAGAAUGAGGAAGCCGUGAAUAUACCUCAGCACUUUUGUAGACUUCAGGUAUGAUAUUUAUUGUUACAUCUCAAACAAACUAAAGAUUGUCAGUAAAGCACAUGAUAAAACGAGUACAACUCGAGGAAGUUUACUCCGUUCUGUGGUGUUUUCAAGCAGAGCAAUAGUCAGUGGAUGUUUAUGAGCGGUGUGUGUUUCUGAUACACCAACAUUAUGUAGUGUGAAUGAACCGAUGGCCUUACAAGUGAAGGAUCUGUUCCUAGUGCUCUGUGAAAGACCAAAUUUGACACACACACACACACACAUGAGGUUUGUGAUUUUAGAUCGGCUUGUAGCUGGGUUUUUUACAUGAAUGUGACUGUCAAUAGAAGACGUUUUGCUUCUGUUUGUGUUUCAUAAUUAGAUUUAUUUUUUAUAAAAGUAGCGCUAUUUGUAAUAAAGUUUUGUACACUGA